Messenger RNA from Caenorhabditis bovis, 3519 nucleotides. Lineage: Eukaryota; Metazoa; Nematoda; Chromadorea; Rhabditida; Rhabditidae. The record is from the annotation of a GenBank genome assembly.
AUGAGUGAAGGAGAAACUGGUGCGGCUGAAAUUAAAGAAGAAACGAAAGACGUAAAAGAGGAAUCUGAAGCUGAAAAUGAAGGAAACAUUAAAACCGAAGUUGAUGAACCCGGUGAUGUUAAAGAAGAAGUAAAAGAAGAAGAUGAGGAUGAAGAAGAUGAUGAGGAGCAAGAAGAUGAGGAAGAAGUUAUUCCACCUCCAGUGGUUGAAGUCUCACAAUUACACGCUGAUCCCGAUUUCGCAACCAUUUGCAGUUUUUUCAAUAAAUUUGCGGUUCUGAGCGGUUUGAAGCAAUUAUCAUUUACGAAAUUGGAGACAUUACUAACAACAUAUGAGAACAAUAAAGUACCACGAGAGCUCAUCGACCUUCAUCUUAUAUUACUAAGACGGGUCCGUUUCACACACGCGAAAGCGGAUAAUUGGGAAUUCUAUCUCAAGAAGUUUCUUGCAAUCAGUGAGCAUACGCAGGAAGAACUCUUCAAAGUUGAGAGAUAUGGUUAUGCAUACAUUCCCAUCGCAUCAAAAAUUCAAGUUUUGAAAGCACUAUGUGAAGCACAAAUUGACUUCAACACCAAACUUCGAGAAGGGAUUUUGGCUUCCUGUCGGACAGUAGAUCUCCGUCUGAUUCCUGUUGGAACGGAUAGACAUGGAUUGUCGUAUUGGUACCAACAAGAUAACGAAUGUAACGUGAGAAUGUACACCGAAGAAGCCGAUGACAAUUGCGGAGGAACUUGGAAACUUGUUGCUAAAAGUGCCGAAGAUUUAGAACAGCUCAUCGCAAAACUUGAAGCUGAAGAUUUGGGAUAUGAUAGAAAAAUGGAUCCAUUAGUGAAGCUUGAAGAGAAAAAUGCUCAAGAGGGUAAAUCUAUCAAUUCCAUAUAUACCACAAAAGGUGGAACAUUUUUGGACACGUUUAUUGGAGAAGCAGUAACAAAAGAAAUGAAAGAAGCUAUUCAAGCUGCAAAAACUGAAAGAUUGAAUAAGAAAAUGAAGCAAAUUGCUGCCAAGGCGGAAGAAUCCGAAGAAUCAGAUGAAAAAGAAGAUGAAGAUGCUGAACCGCACGAAGAAGAAGAUAGGCGUGUGUUACCUCGAAGAGGUGCUUCACUUCGAGCGGUAACCAAUAUGAAGAAGGUUCUAACUCCAUAUAGAAAAAGCAGCGGAACCGAAAAGAAAAAGAAAGCCAAAUCAGAAGAAAAGGAUAAAAGUGUAACUCCAAGCGAUGAGGAGGAAUCGGAGGAAGAUGGUGAAGAAGAUGAUGAUGAUGAGGAGGACGAGGAAGAAGAUGAAGAAGAGGAGGAACCCUCAAGUGGCGACGAGUUUAAACCAAAAUCUGAAAAAAGGAAGAGAAAGAAGCGGCGCGGAAGGAAGCCAAGAAAGAAGAAGAUCGAUUUUGAUGAUCUUGAUGAAGAGGAUGACAGUGACGGUGCUGAAGAAGAGAAGAAGGAACGUAAAAUGGCAACUGAAGAUAAUGCAUGCGGCAAGUGCAAAACUUCUGCAGACUGGGAUGUUCUUCUACUCUGUGAUUGUUGUGAUGAUGCAUGGCACACUUACUGUCUGAAACCGGUUCUUUGGUUCGUCCCAGAUGGGGAUUGGUUCUGUCCAAAAUGCAAGCAUGGAAGACUCAUUGAGAAGCUGAAGAAGGUUCAAUCGCAUCUUCUCGAAUCUCUGGAAAAGAAAGCCGUAGAAGAUAAAAAGAAGAACUCCGCCGCUGAGCGGUUACGAAGGGAAAUGGAUUUCGUUGGAAUCUCAUUUGCCAAUAUUCUUCCAAUCGCCACUGAGGCUCCAGCGACACCGAAUUCGUCCGAAAGCGAAGAUGAUGGAACACAGAGGAAAAGCAAACGUAAAGCAGUCAAGAAAUUAACAACUUGGAAUCGCGCGCCUCGUGAACGAGAGCAGCCGAUGUAUGUAACGGGAAGAAGAUCAUGCAGGCAGAGAACAAAGGUUGACUACAAAGGAGAAGAGUUUGAAAAGAUGAUCAACGAAGCCGUUUCGAACAUUGACAACGCGGCAAUCGUCACUCCUGAAGAGCCGGAGCUUGAUGAAAAUGGAGAAGUUAUUCCAAAAGCCGAGAAACCGAAAAGGCAACCGGCCCGUCGGAAGCCACGACUCAACGAUUUGGAUCAUAUUCCGGAUAGCGAUGAUGGUGGCGACAACUAUGAUGAACCCGAAGAAGAUCCAAGCGAGGAUGAUUUUAUUGUCGAGGAUUCUGGAUCAGACUUUGAGGAUGAAUUACCAAAAACUUCUCGGAUGCGUACAUCAACGAGAAGAAAUACUCGUGGUCGCGGUGCUGGCGGAGGCAGGGGACGUGGUAAGAGGAGACGCAGCUGGUCUGGUUCUUCCUCAGAGGAUGAUAGAAAUGAAUGGAGAUCUGAAUCGGAUUCUGACGGUUAUGUGAAGCGGCGAAAACCAAAAUAUGCAAAGGAAGAAGAAGACGAAUCCGAAGAGGAAAUGGAGCUCAAAACAACUACUGGACGUCCACUCAGAAAAGCUGUGGCAAAAGCUGUUAUUAAACGUACUCUCACCUCGUCGUCAUCAGAUGACGAAGAAAAAGAAAUCAAUAGACCAUUCAAACGAAUGAAGAACGAUUCUGACGAAGAGUUUCAAGCGGGCGAAGAAGAAGAAAAAGAAGACGAGGAAGAAGACGAAGAAGAUGAAGAAGAGGAACUCGAAGAUGAAAGUUCACCAAAAACAGAAGAAGAAGAUGAAGAGGAAGAAGAAGAAGAAGAGGACGAUGAUGAUGAGGAAGAUGAUUCUGACAACAGCGAUUCUGGAAUGAAGAAGCCGAAGAAGGAGUUCAGAAGAAUGGCUGGAGCACCUCCACUUUCUAGCAAAAUAUCGGUGGCUAAACCAAUUGCCAAGAGACAAGCUAAAAGGCCAGAGAACGUUAAUACCGGUUCAAUACUCCUUGGUACAGUCGAAGUUACUCCAGAACCGGAGCAGAUAUUGACACAACCGGUGCAAAACAGUGUUCCAUCUGCUGUUGGCGAUAAAGCUCUUACCGGAUCAUCAACUGCUAUUCAUACAGCUCUCUCCGGACAAGCUCAUGCGCAUCCAUUAACAUCAGCUCCGUCCGUUUCAACUUCUUUACCUGGUGCUCCCGGAGCUGCACCGCUCAAACACGACUCAACCACAUGUGCUGCUGAACAUGCUAUAAAACAUAAUAUUUCAUUACCAGGACCAGCGGUUAUUGAACCGAUGGUACAGGCUCAUCCAAUUAAGUACAAUCCUUAUCAACCCCAGACUUCUUCAACUAAUAUUCCUGGGUAUGCUGUACCACCACCGCCCCAAGAUAUGUACGGAAAAGUGAAUCCCCCGCAAAUGAAUGUUGUGACUAAUCCGUAUUCCACUAUGCGGCCUGCUUACCAGCAUCCUCCAUCAACAUAUCAAAUGAAUGCGCCGGUUUCGAAUCCCUAUUCGGUACCUGCUCCAGUUCAUAACCCAUAUGGACAAGCUCCUCCGCCAAGUGAAACCAAUGAGAAACCUCCCCAUUCUACCAACGGGAGCUAUUUAACAUUGUAA